GUUUUCUUGACUUUAGAGUGACCCUUAUCUGAGUCUUAGAGAGUCCAGAAUUCAUUCCUUUAUUAAUAAAUCUUACAAACAUAUAAAUUAUUUUAAUAACAUUUUUAUUAAGAAUAAAAAUAUAAAAUUUAGGAAAAGUUUUCCACAAUUCACUGCCCCUUUCUCCAAAUCAUUAUUACUGAUAAUGUUAUUUGUGCUCUGCCACUUAGUCGCUAUCGCCGCUACAUACAAGUUUCAUUUUGUGCUGUGCUUAAAAUCAUAAUUUAAUCCUCAAGUCUUCAAACCUUGAAAAAUGUCACAGCUGCCGGCAACAUUUGUGCAGGGUUUCCAUGAUGAGGUCUCCGUCCGGAAGAUGGAAUACCAGGCAUUGGGACGUACGGGUUUGUCUGUGUCUAAGAUUUCUCUCGGUACUGGAACUCUAAGUCCAUUCUAUGGGAGCAUCACCGAGGAAGGAGCUUGUGAGACUGUACGAGAAGCUCUCCGGCGGGGUAUUAACUACAUCGAUACUGCCUACUACUACGGCCAGGGAUGCUCGGAAAAAUUCCUCGGAGUUGCCCUGAAAACCAUUCCAAGGAAGGCUUUCUACAUUGGCACGAAAAUUGGAAGGUAUGAGAUGGAUGUGGCGAAGCAAUUUGAUUUUUCAGCUGAGACAACAAGACGUAGUGUUGAGAGGAGUCUCAAGAACUUGCAGCUGGACUACAUUGAUGUCAUUCAGAUUCAUGAUGUUGAAUUUGCACCGAAUCUUGAUGUUGUUCUCAAGGAAGCUCUACCUACGUUGGAAGCUCUGCGAGAUGAGGGAAAAGUUGGCUACAUCGGGGUUACGGGAUACCCACUGAAUGUCCUGAAGCAGGCAAUUGUGGGAGCUCCUGGACGUUUCGACACCGUUCUAGCCUACACACGCUACUCUAUGAUAGACGACAGCUUGACACGCUAUCUGGAUUUCUUUUUGAAAGAGAAUUUGGGGGUGAUUUGUGCUUCAGGACACGGAUUGGGAUUGCUGAGUCAGAAUGGACCACAAUCUUGGCAUCCAGCUGGCGAGGAGAUUAAGACAGCCUGUCGCGAAGCAGCCGAGUUGUGUCGCAAAGAAGGACUCGAACUAGGUCGCCUAGCAAUGGGAUACUUUAUCCAACUAGCCGGUCCUGCCACCUUUCUCGUUGGAAUGCAAUCCCUGGAGCUGCUCAACAUGAACCUCGAUGUCUACUUCAAUGGACUCACAGACAAGGAAAAGGCCCUCAUUGAUCGCAUAAAGCGAGAGAUCUUCUCAAAGCUAAAACAAACCCACUGGGAGGGUGUUGAAGUGGCACGCUACUGGAGCGAGAUGGAGAAGAUUGGCAAAAAGAGAGAGUAAAAAAAAUUCAGUGAAAAUCAGGUAAAUCUUUCAAAUAAAGAUUGGCUCUAUGAGAAAAUACAAAAA
Lutzomyia longipalpis is the source of this 1414-nucleotide messenger RNA. RefSeq lists its product as uncharacterized. The transcript has 4 exons. Gene Ontology annotation, molecular function: L-galactose dehydrogenase activity. The coding region runs from base 293 to 1348 and encodes 351 amino acids. NCBI's taxonomy places the organism in Eukaryota, Metazoa, Arthropoda, Insecta, Diptera, Psychodidae. The record is from RefSeq and is a predicted model, not a curated record. Gene Ontology annotation, cellular component: cytosol.